CCUCCGCCUGCCGUGUUUUCCUUGCAGCUCCCUUCUGCCACGGGUCUAAAGAAAACCGGGAACCUGGAUUUUUCUCUGUACACACUCUCCCGGAAACUCUUAUGGGACAAUUGCCUACUGGGCCUGCGCAGUCAAAUUGCGCAUGCUCCGUCGUAGCCUGGUUCGGUUUCUGUUGCGGAGGUGGACGUCUUUUCUAGUGUUACCGGAAUUGGCCAUCGGCGACCCGCCCUCCAGUUCGGCCGCCACCGCCACCUCCUGCUACGCCGCUACUCCGUGUUUCGCCCCCGGGCCUUCCCGGUCCCUCCUUCCCUGCCUCCCAGCUGGCCUUUCUCCCGCGGUCGUCGGUCCACACACCGUCAUGAGUCCGGGGCUCCGGCCGUCGUCUUUCUCUCGGUGGCGGUGGCUGCUGCUGUCCCUGCUGCUGGGGGUCGCCCCCGGCCCAGGCAACUCCUUCUACCUGCCGGGCCUGGCGCCGGUCAACUUCUGCGAGGAGGGAAAGGAGAGCCCUGAGUGCAAGUCUGGAAUAGAACUGUUUGUGAACAGACUUGACUCUGUGGAAUCUGUUCUUCCUUAUGAAUAUACUGCGUUUGAUUUUUGCCAAGCAGCUGGAGGAAAACGUCCAUCUGAAAAUCUUGGUCAGGUAUUAUUUGGGGAAAGAAUUGAACCUUCUCCAUAUAAGUUUUCAUUUAACAAGGACGAAACCUGUAAGCUUGUUUGUACAAAAACAUAUCAUACAGACAAAGCAGAAGACAAGCAAAAAUUAGAAUUCUUAAAAAAAAGUAUGUUACUGAAUUAUCAACAUCAUUGGAUAGUAGAUAACAUGCCUGUAACGUGGUGCUAUGAUGUUGAAGAUGGACAGAGGUACUGCAAUCCUGGAUUUCCAAUUGGCUGUUAUAUUACAGAUAAAGGUCAUGCAAAAGAUGCUUGUGUUAUCAAUUCUGAUUUCCAUGAGAAAGAUACAUUUUACAUCUUCAACCAUGUUGACAUCAAGAUAUACUAUCAUAUUGUUGAAAGUGGAGCCAUGGGAGCAAGAUUAGUGGCUGCUAAACUUGAGCCCAAAAGUUUCAGACAUACACAAACAGAGAAACCUGAUUGUUCUGGACCCCCAAUGGACAUAAACAAUAAGGCUAAUGGGGAGAUCAAAAUUUCCUAUACUUAUACAAUUAAUUUUGUAGAAGAAAAACAAAUUAGAUGGGCCUCCAGAUGGGACUAUAUUUUGGAAUCCAUGCCUCAUACCCAUAUUCAGUGGUUUAGCAUAAUGAAUUCCCUGGUGAUUGUUCUCUUCUUAUCCGGAAUGGUAGCCAUGAUUAUGUUAAGAACUCUUCAUAAAGAUAUUGCAAGAUAUAAUCAGAUGGAUUCAACUGAGGAUGCUCAGGAAGAAUUUGGCUGGAAAUUGGUUCAUGGUGAUAUAUUCCGUCCUCCAAGAAAAGGAAUGCUGUUGUCAGUCUUUCUGGGAUCAGGGACACAGAUUUUAAUUAUGACUUUUGUGACUCUAUUUUUUGCUUGCCUUGGAUUUUUGUCACCUGCUAACAGAGGAGCUCUUAUGACUUGUGCUGUGGUACUAUGGGUGCUGCUUGGAACUCCAGCAGGUUAUGUUGCUGCCAGGUUCUAUAAAUCAUUUGGUGGUGAGAAAUGGAAAACAAACGUGCUAUUAACAUCGUUUCUUUGUCCAGGGAUUGUAUUUGCUGAUUUCUUUAUUAUGAACCUGAUUCUGUGGGGAGAAGGAUCUUCAGCAGCUAUUCCCUUUGGGACUUUGGUUGCCAUAUUGGCCCUUUGGUUUUGCAUUUCAGUGCCACUGACUUUUAUUGGUGCCUACUUUGGUUUUAAGAAAAAUGCCAUUGAACAUCCAGUCCGUACCAAUCAGAUCCCUCGUCAGAUUCCUGAACAAUCCUUUUACACAAAACCAUUACCUGGUAUUAUUAUGGGAGGAAUUUUGCCCUUUGGGUGCAUCUUUAUACAACUUUUCUUUAUUCUGAAUAGUAUCUGGUCUCAUCAGAUGUAUUACAUGUUUGGCUUCCUAUUUCUGGUGUUUAUUAUUUUGGUUAUUACAUGUUCUGAGGCAACAAUACUACUUUGCUAUUUCCAUCUGUGUGCAGAGGAUUAUCACUGGCAGUGGCGUUCAUUCCUCACCAGUGGCUUUACUGCAGUAUAUUUCUUAAUAUAUGCUAUACACUAUUUCUUUUCAAAGCUACAAAUCAUAGGAACAGCCAGUACAAUUUUGUACUUUGGUUAUACUAUGAUAAUGGUCUUGAUCUUCUUCCUUUUUACAGGAACAAUUGGCUUCUUUGCAUGCUUUUGGUUUGUGACCAAAAUUUACAGUGUGGUGAAGGUUGACUGAAGAAGCUAAUGUCCUCCAGUUAAAACAGAAAUAAAUUAAAUUCUUCAUCAACAAAGACCUGUUUUUGUGAAUACCUUGAAUUUAUCAGAAGUAUUGGCCCUAGUAUUCCUUCAGAAACGUUACUAAAUACACCUCUUCCCAUAUACCUGUUCCCACAAAAUGUGUUUUCCACUAAACAUUUGUAUUGUGAUUUGAUUUAAAUAUAUUUUCAGUUCUCUAUGAAGAGCAAGUUUAAAUAUGUGCAUUUGUAAAUACAAUAGCUAUAAUAUUUACAAUACUUCUAAUGACAGAAUAGAGGAAGCUGUAUCAAGCAACUUAAUGCUUACAAAAUAAAGGAGUUAAUUGUAAAUAGGAUUUUCUAGGCUCAGUAGGUGGAAAGAAUUAUUUUUCUUUGAAAGAAGUAACUUUUUAUCAUGGUAAUUUUGAAGGAUGACUCCUAUGAUGUGUUAAUUUUAUUUGGGAUGUGGCUUUUUAAAAAAAAAAAAAUCUUGUACUGGUUGUAAUUGUUCAUAUAUUCCUACUUCUCUAUGUUGACUUCAUUAUUCCCAUGGUAUUGGCCUUUUAAACUAUGUGCCUCUGAGUCUUUGGAUUUAUAAAUUUGUUAUCUUAAUAAAUAUUGUAAAAAUGUC
Molecule: messenger RNA, 2967 nt
Organism: Monodelphis domestica (gray short-tailed opossum)
Lineage: Eukaryota; Metazoa; Chordata; Mammalia; Didelphimorphia; Didelphidae
Gene: TM9SF2
Product: transmembrane 9 superfamily member 2
Biological process (GO): protein localization to membrane
Cellular component (GO): membrane
Source: RefSeq, a predicted model, not a curated record